AUGGGUGCACGUUCUCCUACCAGCAUCCACCGGACUUACCCGCAUCUCGUGGUUGAACAUUCAUCUCAGGACACCGACCAAAUCGAUCAUUACCUACCUACCACUUUCGAGCACUGGAUGGGGACCAUGGCCGGCGUCAUCUCCAUUCUGAUGCUGAUCUGUGUGGUCUUCCCAUGGUUCCUAAUCGCCUUCUUUCCCAUUAUUAUUCUGUAUAUGGUACUGCAGCAGUUCUAUCGCAGAUCCAGUCGAGAAAUCCAACGGCUGGAGUCGACAUCGCGCAGCCCCAUCUAUCAGCACUUCAACGAGACACUGAGUGGUGUGGCCACUAUUCGCAGCUACAAACAACAGGACCGGUUCAUCGCAUUUAACAGGAGAAUGGUAAACAUCAACAACAGAAGUUACAACAUCCUUCAGAUUGGCAAUCGCUGGCUGCAGCUGCGCCUGGAAUUGUUAGGGCUGGUGGUCAUGCUCUGUGCGUCCUUCUUCUCUGUAACUGGCCGAGCGAAUGAUCUGAAUCCGUCGUUGUCUGCGCUGGUGCUGACGUAUGCACUGAGUGUUGUCUCUGUCAUGAAUUGGGCCGUGCGGAUGGCCACGGAAACGGAAACCAAAAUGACUUCAGUAGAAAGAGUGAUGGAGUACUCCACCCUGGACGAUGCAGAGGCGAGCGACCAAUCAGAUGAUGCCGCGAAACCACCCGCGGAUUGGCCCUCCAGCGGCAGCUUCACAAUGAACAACCUGUGCAUGCGAUACGCCGACGACCUGCCGUUGGCUCUGGACGAUGUGACCAUCAACGUACCUGCGGGCAGCAAGGUGGGUGUGGUGGGUCGAACGGGCAGCGGCAAGUCCUCCAUGGUAGUCAGCCUGUUCCGUAUGGUGGAGGCUGCGAGCGGUUCAAUCUGUGUCGACGGAGUUGAUAUCAGCUCCUUGGGUCUCAAAGAUUUAAGGGCCCGCAUUGGAAUCAUACCACAGGUACUCAGCACUCUACUCGUCACCGGUACUACGCGUGAACAUGUCAUAUCGCCAACCUUAUCCGAGUCGCAUCUACUAUUCAAGCAUCACAGUGUGAAUAGUAUAUUCAAGCAUCACAGUGUGAAUAGUAUAUCCAAGCAUCACAGUGUGAAUAGUAUAUCCAAGCAUCACAGUGUGAAUAGUACAAUUCAGCCCUGCCCUGCGGUCCUCAAAAUGAGUUCAAGUCAGGGCUUCGGGCUGGAUCCGGUCCUGUUCUCACAACAACUCGGUGGUGGCAAACAAUCAGUCUUCGGUUCAGUGGGUGGCAUCCGAUUCAAUUUAGAUCCGGAAGGUAAGUUCACCGAAGAGGAGCUGUGGGAAGCUCUGGAGCACGCGCAAAUGGCCGGCUUUGUGAGGUCAUUACCUAAUGGCUUAGACGCCCAGGUUUCUGAGAAUGGUGAGAACUUCAGUGUGGGUCAGAGGCAACUGAUUUGUCUGGCACGUGCACUGCUGAAGAAGCCAAAGCUGUUGGUGUUGGAUGAAGCGACGGCUAAUGUGGAUGUUGACACGGACAUGUUAAUACAACGGACUAUCCGCACGUAUCUGAGCGAUGUCACCUGCCUGACCAUCGCACACCGCUUGCAUACAAUCAUGGACGCAGACAUGGUAAUUGUUAUGGACGCAGGCCGAAUAGUAGAAAAUGGCAAACCAUGCGAUCUGGUAGAUCUGCCAGGUGGUCACCUUGCGAGCCUCAUCGCAGAGACGGGUCCUAAAUCGGAGGAGAAAUUAAAACGGAUCGCUCGCGGAGAAGAGUCUGUGAUUCCCGAUGCAUCCGAAAUCGAAUCGGCAACGAACCGAAUGGCUCUGUUGGCCCCUGUGCUUCAUGAUACGACAGGCACAACUACCAAAUCACCCACUACAUCACGUACUCGCUCACGGGCGCCAUCGCACUCGAGCACACACUCGCAGAGAGAGCACGUUGUAAUAGUUAAUAUAGCUGACACGGAGUUAGACCACGAUAGUCCUGAGGAUCAACACUCAGAUAGCUCGUAUGGAGAGGGGGAUGCUUUGACCACGGGUACGCAAAUCGGCGCAAGCCUCGGGUUCACUGCGAAUAAUGAUGAUGUGCUAUCUGUGGCCAGUCUUGCUGUCUAUUAAUAUGAAACAAAAUUUAUAGCCCAU
Sphaeroforma arctica JP610 is the source of this 2130-nucleotide messenger RNA. RefSeq lists its product as hypothetical. NCBI's taxonomy places the organism in Eukaryota, Ichthyosporea, Ichthyophonida. Bases 1 to 2106 code for a protein of 701 amino acids. Gene Ontology annotation, molecular function: ATP binding; ABC-type transporter activity; ATP hydrolysis activity. The transcript is spliced from 12 exons. The record is from RefSeq and is a predicted model, not a curated record. Gene Ontology annotation, cellular component: membrane. Gene Ontology annotation, biological process: transmembrane transport.